Molecule: messenger RNA, 1192 nt
Organism: Dendroctonus ponderosae (mountain pine beetle)
Lineage: Eukaryota; Metazoa; Arthropoda; Insecta; Coleoptera; Curculionidae
Gene: Rpn11
Product: 26S proteasome non-ATPase regulatory subunit 14
Exons: 5
Coding region: 162-1097 (311 amino acids)
Biological process (GO): protein deubiquitination; proteasome-mediated ubiquitin-dependent protein catabolic process
Cellular component (GO): proteasome regulatory particle, lid subcomplex
Molecular function (GO): metallopeptidase activity; proteasome binding; protein binding
Source: RefSeq, a predicted model, not a curated record
UGGUAGUGGCACUUGACGCUUUAAGGUGACAUCCUGACAACGUCAAAACUUGAUUAUUUGCAAGUCAGUUACUAAACAACCCAAGUCAUCUCGGCAUUGUAAAAAUCGGUUCAAACCUUUCGUGUUCCUUGGUUCCCGAAUAUAAGGAGACUACAUUUAUAAUGGACAGAUUACUGAGAUUGGGUGGUGGAAUGCCGGGUUUAAGUCAGGCGCCUCCUGCCAGUGAUGCCCCAGUUGUGGACACUGCAGAGCAGGUGUACAUUUCCUCCCUGGCCCUUCUGAAGAUGUUAAAACAUGGAAGAGCUGGAGUACCUAUGGAAGUCAUGGGCCUUAUGCUAGGUGAAUUUGUAGAUGACUACACAGUGAGAGUGAUAGAUGUUUUCGCCAUGCCGCAAACAGGUACUGGUGUAAGUGUGGAAGCAGUUGAUCCAGUUUUCCAGGCGAAAAUGUUGGACAUGCUCAGACAAACUGGAAGGCCCGAAAUGGUAGUGGGUUGGUACCACUCUCAUCCAGGGUUUGGAUGUUGGCUCUCAGGAGUCGACAUAAACACCCAGCAGUCCUUCGAGGCUUUGUCCGAACGUGCUGUUGCUGUUGUGGUUGAUCCAAUUCAAUCUGUUAAAGGCAAAGUUGUUAUAGAUGCAUUUAGAUUGAUAAAUGCAAACAUGAUGGUACUCGGUCAAGAGCCUCGCCAGACCACGUCCAAUCUUGGGCAUCUUCAAAAACCAUCUGUGCAGGCUUUAAUUCACGGCCUUAACAGGCAUUACUACUCAAUAAGUAUUAAUUACCGGAAAAACGAAUUAGAACAAAAGAUGCUAUUAAACUUGCAUAAAAAGUCUUGGAUGGACGGACUAACUCUAGCUGAUUAUUCGGAAAAUUGUAGCACCAAUGAGAAAACGGUAGCAGACAUGCUGGAGCUUGCUAAAAACUAUAACAAAGCUCUUGAGGAUGAGGAAAAAAUGACCCCAGAACAGUUGGCCAUUAAGAAUGUCGGUAAACAAGAUCCUAAGAGACAUUUGGAGGAAAAAGUUGAUGUCCUGAUGACAAACAAUAUUGUUCAAUGUUUGGGUGCUAUGCUAGACACCGUGGUGUUUAAAUAAUAUCUGUUUUGUGAACACUUUAUAUAUGUCAUCUCUUAACAUACCUUUUAAUACUUAAUUUAAGAUUUUUGUGAAAUAAAACACUGUAUUUCUUA